CUUUGCAUCUACUGGCAACUGGAAUAAUCAGUUCUAAAUUAACUGUUCCCCUUUGGAUUAAUUUUUCUAAAACUCCACCAUGGCCGGGGCAGGGAAAAGUUGUCAGCGCUUGUACGAGAAGAAUGGCUCAGAGAGGCCAUGUCCGAGGAACUGCUUCGAGCCGCCGAACGGACCCUGUCUCGACUACAAGCUAGUGCUGCCCCCCGAAGACGUGGUCGAUCCGGACGUGGAGGUGAUACAGGUGACCCUCAAGCCCGACGGGCCAGCGCGCAAGGAGAUCGACAUCCGGGCCGAGUGCAGCAAGACCUGCGGCAGAAGCAGCGACAAGGAAAAGGAAGCCGACUGCACCUUGUGUGCGGCCCAGGAGCGGAACAUACGUCCCAAUCUGUGCUCGACCGAGUGCAGGCCGCUCCAGACCAUUAUGCACCUGAACGAGUACACCAAGCGACCGCGGCCCAAGCCAAGCUACAAGCACUGCGUCAUGCUGGACGACAAUACUGUGGUGGGGCGCUGCUUCCCAAUGCUCUUCCGUCUGCGCCGCAUGAAGAACAAGUGCCUCAGCUGCGGCAGGGAUCUCCUCUUCCGGCAUCCCAUCACGGCCAGCCAGAACCUGCUGCUGCUGUCCAACUGCUGCGACGUCGAGGUGUAUCCCCAUCAAAGGGUUGAGAAUAUGAACAACGUGCCUGUUGGGAUGCUAACCGGGCCUAAGCGCUUCACCAAGCGGUUGUUGAAAGACAGGUCCGAGUGCCGUAUGUUUGCCCUGCCCCCGCCAACGCCUCCUAGAGAGACCCGUUUGCCAACCAUACUGCCCGUAGCUGUGCCAGCGAAGGGUAAAAAAGGGAAAAAGGGCAAAAAGAAGGGUAAAAAGUAGCUUCAGGAAUAUUGGAUCAGAAUAAAUUCAAAAACUAAAA
Molecule: messenger RNA, 911 nt
Organism: Drosophila obscura
Lineage: Eukaryota; Metazoa; Arthropoda; Insecta; Diptera; Drosophilidae
Exons: 2
Coding region: 80-871 (263 amino acids)
Source: RefSeq, a predicted model, not a curated record